This is a messenger RNA of Lichtheimia ornata, 1599 nucleotides long. RefSeq lists its product as uncharacterized. Gene Ontology annotation, molecular function: histone H3K36 demethylase activity; histone H3K9 demethylase activity. The transcript is spliced from 10 exons. NCBI's taxonomy places the organism in Eukaryota, Fungi, Mucoromycota, Mucoromycetes, Mucorales, Lichtheimiaceae. Gene Ontology annotation, cellular component: nucleus. The record is from RefSeq and is a predicted model, not a curated record. Gene Ontology annotation, biological process: chromatin remodeling. Bases 1 to 1599 code for a protein of 532 amino acids.
AUGACUAUUGAACCAGCCGAGUAUUACGACCAAGCUAAUGGUGGUGCGAUUCCAGUGUUUCGGCCCACCAUGGAAGAGUUCAGUGAUUUCAAAGAGUUUAUGGAGUCGAUCGAUUCGUUUGGUCGUCGAUCGGGUAUUGUCAAGGUGAUUCCACCUCGAGAAUGGACGGAGCAAUUACCUGACAUAAGCCGAUCACUGGAACAUGUACGAGUACGAAACCCAAUUAUGCAACACAUCAUGGGGGGCCAAGGCAUCUAUACACAAACCAAUGUGGAGAAACGUCGACCUUAUACAGUAGCUCAAUGGUAUGCGCUAUGUCAACAAGAUAAUCAUCGACCACCUGAAAUUGGCACGGAUCGCACCUCGGUGACACCAACGGCACGGAAACGACACAAAGUGCAACCAUCAAAGCCAUUUGCUACACCGCUAUCCCCAUCAGCCAAUACACGUUCCAAGAAUCCUCCUCCUGUCAACAAGCGUCAACAAGCUGCCGAGGAAUUAGCACUCGCCCAAUCUGAUAAGCCUAUUCCGCUUCCAUGCGAUAUGCAUUGCCCUGAUCCAGAAAAAUACACCGUGGACUAUUGCAAGGAUCUUGAGCGUAACUAUUGGCGUAAUUUGACAUUUUCUCAACCCAUGUAUGGUGCUGAUAUGGAAGGAACAUUGUUUGAUGACUCGGUGCGGGCAUGGAAUGUCAACAGCUUGGAUAAUACAUUGAAUCGAUUGGGUGUAUCGGUGCCCGGUGUCAACGUUCCUUAUCUCUAUUUUGGCAUGUGGAAAGCGACCUUUGCAUGGCAUGUCGAGGAUAUGGAUUUGUAUUCAAUCAACUAUUUACAUUUUGGUGCUCCCAAGCAAUGGUAUGCUAUUCCUACAACCCACACCAAAAAGUUUGAAGGUCUUAUGCAAAAUUUAUUCGCCCAAGAGCAUAAGCAAUGUCCCGAGUUUCUUCGACACAAAACAUUCAUCGUCUCACCCAAAGUGCUUGCCAACAACUCAAUACCCUUCCAUCGAUGUGUGCAACAUGAGGGGGAAUUUAUGAUCACUUUUCCUUAUGGCUAUCAUGCGGGAUACAAUCUUGGACUCAAUUGUGCUGAAAGCGUCAAUUUUGCAUUGGAUUCAUGGAUCGAAAUUGGUCGUCAUGCCAAAGCAUGCACGUGCGUAUCGGAUAGCGUCAUGAUUGACGUGGAUGCAUUACAACAUGUGAUCGAAGAAAACCAGCAUGAAGAAGAGGAAAAGGAGACCAAGAAGCGUAAAGAUACAGCAUCAUCAUCAUCAUCAUCAUCAUCAUCCAAUACGACUCAAAGCAAACGACGUCGAAAAUCUGCAUCAACACCAACACCACCCAAAAAACCAACCCCACGAGCAAAAACAACCCAUCAGCGACAAAAAGAGGGUCAUCCAAAGUGUAUGCUUUGUUCGAUGGAUGUCAAAGAACACAACGAUCAAGCCGUCCAUUACAAGAGCCAACGGAUACAUCGAUUAUGUGCUGAAGCAGUACCAGAAACGACAGUUGAUGAAGAGGAUAGGAUUCAGGGCAUUGAGGAAAUACCAAAGGCACGGUGGAAAUUGGCAAGUAUCUACUUAAUCAUGGUUGUCCCAUAA